GCCGACGUACGCAAUUACUAAUCAACAAAUGAAUUCUUCCUGCUUCAGUUUCCAAAUUCUUCCACACAAUGUCGCGAUGGACCCAAUACGACGAAGACAGCUACCGCCUACCUGAAGGGAUGGAACGUAUAGGCUACGAUUCAGAUAGUGGCAAGUAUAUAUUUCGGGACAGAGAUGGCUCAGUCUGGCAAGGUCCUGAGGGUGCUGAAUACGGAGAGAUGACCAGAGUAUCAGGUUCAAGUGACCAAGAGGCUCAAGCAGUCAUGGAAGAACCUAGUGUGCGCGCUGACGGUUACCAGCCACUUGCAACUGAUAUUCACUCGGACGCCCCCUUAGCUUUCCGUCGCCCAGUGAACGCAAAUGCUUAUCGAACUCUCGCACCCUUCUUUCUCCUCAUCGGCGUAGUCCUACUACUUGUUUGGAAGCUUACACACUCCGGAUGGUCCACUUCACCAAGCCCAUGCCCUGCGAAUGCGACUACCCCGUAUAUGAUCCAACCAGGCGAUUAUUGCUGGGACAUUGCACGGUCUCAUAAUUGCACACUUGAAGAGCUAGAAUCUUUGAACCCUGCUGUUGAUUGUGGCACUUUGCGACCAGGGGCGAUCGUAUGUCUCCCAAAAGCCAUGCUGUCUUCGUCUUAGAAUCAUAGUUGCUUCUGCAUUUCGUUUUCGAUAUCUAUACAUCUACUUCAGGGACUUUAAAUUUAUUUAUUGCGGAUGUUGUACGUGUACAUAUUCUCAUUGUCGUACUAAUAUUGGAACUUGCUAUCUUGUCUAAUUAAUUUCUUCUGGCAUCCGAUUUUCCGUCUGUCGCAGC
Molecule: messenger RNA, 816 nt
Organism: Lentinula edodes (shiitake mushroom)
Lineage: Eukaryota; Fungi; Basidiomycota; Agaricomycetes; Agaricales; Omphalotaceae
Exons: 4
Coding region: 69-641 (190 amino acids)
Source: RefSeq, a predicted model, not a curated record